AUGGCAGACAAAUUCGACGAGGCUACCCAGAAGGAGCUCAACACAUUCUUGGAGACUGCGCAGGCGCAGGCGCGUCUCCAGUCCACUAUUUCUACGUUGACGAGUACAUGCUGGGACAAAUGCAUCACAGGUACCCCUUCGACGCGGUUCUCUCGCGGGGAAGAAAGCUGCCUCGCAAACUGCGUGGAACGAUUCUUGGACACGAGUAUCUAUCUCGUCGGACGGCUUGAGGAGCAGAGAAACCAGGCCGGCGCAUCAUCAUAA
Messenger RNA from Pleurotus ostreatus (oyster mushroom), 264 nucleotides. RefSeq names its product Mitochondrial import inner membrane translocase subunit tim8 (gene TIM8). NCBI's taxonomy places the organism in Eukaryota, Fungi, Basidiomycota, Agaricomycetes, Agaricales, Pleurotaceae. The transcript is spliced from 3 exons. The record is from RefSeq and is a predicted model, not a curated record. The coding region runs from base 1 to 264 and encodes 87 amino acids.